AUGGCUGCCACCCGUGAUGGUUACGCCGGCCAGGCUGGUACGGCGGCGGCUGACGAUGGCUACGUUUCACCGACAGAGGCUCCUCCAGCGUUAUACGUUCGAGCUCUGUACAAGUACACCUCUGACGACCAUACCAGUCUCAGCUUCGAGCAAGGCGAUAUCAUUCAGGUCUUGAACCAGCUGGAGACAGGCUGGUGGGACGGCGUUAUUGGAGACAUUCGUGGCUGGUUCCCAAGCAACUAUUGCGCCGUCGUUCCAGGGCCUGAUGUGCACAACGAUCAUGCCGGCGACGCCAGUGCUGAAUCCGGCGCUGAUGACGACUACGAAGAUGACCUAGAUGGCAUUGAUAACAACCUACGAGACGAAGAUGGCUCUAUGCUACCCAUAGAAGGCGCGGGAGAAGGCGAACCCGAGGAGGCGGCCUUCUGGAUCCCACAAGCUACCGCUGACGGGCGUCUGUUCUACUACAACACCUUGACCGGCUACAGCACGAUGGAGCUGCCGCUAGAAACACCUACUUCGGUGAACGAGUCUGGUCCUCGCGACCGCACAAACAUUUACGUACCUGAGCACACGCGGCCUCCACCGGAGAUGAUGGCCCGUGGUAUCGAUCGCUAUGAAGAUGACUAUGAUGGCUCUGCGUCAGAGGCUGAAGGUGACUCCCUCUUAAUGGCAUCGCGGCGACGACUAUCGUUCAUUUCUGAUGGCGUCUCUCCUGCAACAUCCUUAGGUUCCGUCAAUCCCUCGCCCAUCACCAAGCAGUAUGACCUCAAGUCCACAUAUCCAUCACACUUUGGAGGGCCUGGAGUCGCAAAUGGAGGUAUGGACCCCAUACCAAUCAUGGGUACUCCCAUGUCUGCACACUCGGCUAUCGACCAGUCUCUUCCCUUCGCCAUGUCUUCCUCCAUACCGCGCUAUUUCCUUGACGAUUCGAUGGCUCCUCAUCCAUCCUGGAACACGCUCGUCGGUAACAUGCGAAAUGCCAUUGAAGCAUAUCGACAGGCCAUUAUUGACGGCCAGCGCUCCGAGUACGUGCGAAGGGCAGAGGAUGUGUCCGAUCAUCUACGAAUGCUCCUGGCAGCUGGCUCUGAUACUACCGAUAACCACUCGGGAAACCCCUCGAUCAUCUCAACCAAUAAAGCACUCUACCCUCACUUCCGCGACAUGAUGUCCAAAUUCUCCAAACUCGUGCUCUCCUCACAUAUCGCGGCAGCCGACUGGCCUGGCCCAGACUCUGCGACCAAGUGUCUCCACGAAGCAGAGGGCGUUUUACAAGGUGUCUACGGCUACGUUGAGGUUGCCAAGCAGCAACGAGGAGACGACAUUCGUCGUUUGACUCCCGGAUUUGUCGCCGGUAGCACAUCCGGCGGCCACUGGCAGAACAACAACCUCACACGACGAGACCCGACUUCAUUCUUGGAACACGAAUCCGAAUCACACCGCAGCCCGUCCAUCUCGCUUGACUCAAAGCUUCUAGAGCGAAUCGAAGACCUUCGCAAGAUGCUAGCUGUCAGCUCUCGGCGACUAGAAGAGCAGCUUUCCUCCUUCAAGGGCAAAAUCGUCACGCCAAAAAGCCAUGCCGAGAUCGGCGACGCAAUAUGUGAUGCUGGCGUGCCGAUAGUUGAAAACUUUCGACCAUGGGUGGCGUUAAUCGAGUCCAUAGAUCUAUCACACUUUGGUUCUGAUCUACAGAACCCGCAACUGGCCGAUUUCAGCGUCCAGAAGCAGCGUGUGUACGACGGCAUCUCGGACCUAGUGAUGAGCUGCCAGAACAUUUCGGCGCCUCUGGGCGACGAGUGGGCUGAGAUCCGAGGUGAUUCGCUCGAGUCUCGCCUGAAUAACACCCGCAUGGUGUCGAGGCAGCUUUCCAAUUAUAUGUCGCAGAUUGGGUUCUCCUUGGCCCUACUACUGGAACAGUCUCCGCAGGAAGUCCAGCUCGGCCCGAUUUCCAAUGGAGAUGGAUACAAGGGCCCCAAAGUGCGCAAGAGCCCGCCAUCAUCGAUUGGAAUACCAUCGAGCUAUGGCGUGGGUGAUGAUUUGGAUAAGCCACCCCGCUCCUUGGAUAAGGCACAACGAUUCUUCGGCCAGCCAGUGCCGAGAGAGCCUACGUCCGCUCGAGAACCAGAGGAAACUCCAUGGUUCUUGAAACUAGAUCAUGAGGCGGAGGUGUUUUACGAUAUGAAGGGAGACACUCAGCAUCUCAAGUGUGGCACGCUGGCCGGCCUCGUUGAGCAGCUUACGCGACAUGAUAAGCUCGACCCGUCUUUCAAGGAUACCUUCCUCCUCACUUAUAGAUCGUUCACGACUGCCUCGGAGUUGUUUGAGAUGGUGGUUCAUCGAUUUACACUACAGCCUCCGUAUGGCUUGACAAAGGCGGAACUACAGAUCUGGACUGAACAGAAACAGAUCCCUAUCCGGAUCCGUGUCGUGAACAUCCUUAAGAGUUGGUUUGAGAAUUUCUGGAUGGAACCCAACGACGAGGCAAACACACGUUUACUUGGCCGUAUUCAUUCUUUCGUCACUGAGGCAGUUGCUUCGACCAAGACGCCCGGCGCGCAACAGCUAGUCAGCCUGAUCGAGCAACGCCUGCGCGGACAAGACACUACAGCAAAACGCUUGGUGCCUACCGUGAGCACCAAUGCGCCAACACCCAUCACGCCCAAGAACAUGAAGAAGAUCAAGUUCCUGGACAUCGACCCUACGGAAUUUGCGCGACAGCUAACGAUCAUCGAGUCUCGUCUUUAUGCCAAGAUCAAGCCUACAGAGUGUCUGAAUAAGACAUGGCAGCGGAAGACCAUACCCGGCGAGCCUGAACCGGCAAUCAACGUGAAGACGCUAAUUCUACAUUCUAACCAGCUCACUAACUGGGUUGCGGAGAUGAUCUUGACACAGUCAGAUGUCAGGAGACGAGUUGUCGUUAUUAAACACUUUGUCUCUGUCGCUGAAAAAUGUCGACAGUUGAACAACUACUCGACUUUGACAUCCAUCAUCUCUGCGCUCGGAACUGCGCCGAUCCAUCGACUAGCUCGUACAUGGGCGCAAGUUAGCCAGAAGACGGUAGCAACGCUCGAGCAGAUCCGCAAACUCAUGGCCAGCACGAAGAAUUUCGGUGAAUACCGCGAGACCCUGCACCUGGCCAACCCCCCCUGCAUUCCCUUCUUCGGCGUCUACCUGACGGAUCUCACCUUCAUCGAGGACGGAAUCCCAUCCCUCACGCAAUCUGACCUGAUCAACUUCAACAAGCGAACCAAGACGGCGGAGGUCAUCCGCGACAUCCAGCAGUAUCAGAAUGCGCCUUACCAGUUGAUUCCUGUGCCCGAGCUGCAGGAUUACGUACUCAACAACAUGCAAGCGGCUGGCGACGUGCACGAGAUGUACGAUCGCAGCCUAGAAAUCGAGCCCCGAGAAAGGGAGGACGAGAAAAUCGCAAGGUAUGGUAAACACUACUACGACCCGUCGGUCGUUGCACUCUCCCUAACGGUUGGCAUACAUUGA
Arthroderma uncinatum is the source of this 3495-nucleotide messenger RNA. Its product is annotated as cell division control protein 25. Lineage: Eukaryota; Fungi; Ascomycota; Eurotiomycetes; Onygenales; Arthrodermataceae. The record is from RefSeq and is a predicted model, not a curated record. Gene Ontology annotation, molecular function: protein binding; guanyl-nucleotide exchange factor activity. The coding region runs from base 1 to 3495 and encodes 1164 amino acids. Gene Ontology annotation, biological process: Ras protein signal transduction; positive regulation of GTPase activity. The transcript is spliced from 4 exons. Gene Ontology annotation, cellular component: plasma membrane.